AUGGCAGCGUUACUGGUUAACCUCCUCAGACCAACGGAAAUUUGUCGCGGAAUAAGGGACAUGCUACGUGUUAAAACGGACAUAAAUAUUGACAAUCGGCAUCCCAGUCUUAGUCUUGGAAACUCUCGUGCUUGGGCAAGAGGUCAAACUAAUGUAGCAGAAUAUGUAGAACCUCAGAGUACGAGGACAAUUACGGUUCGAACUAUUAUAUCUUCCCGAGGUAUAAUAGUCUAUGAAAUCCAAAACGUGACUCUCGUACCUCAUUAUCUCAUAAUAACUUGGACAGUUAAAAACUGGCUAAAACGGGGAACGAAUUCAGUAUCAUGUCAUGUUCAGCAAACUCUGGAUAAUAGUAAAACACUUAAACAGCUAUACAAAGACUUUCAUGACAAAGCAAACAGGAGAUAUGUUGGAACAACUGCUAUUCCUAUGCAUGAGUUCGCUUACCGAAUUUCUGCAGGAAUUACCGAUGGGUCCAACGCCCAAGUAUCUAUCACCAUUCAAUAA
Paraglomus occultum is the source of this 507-nucleotide messenger RNA. Lineage: Eukaryota; Fungi; Glomeromycota; Glomeromycetes; Paraglomerales; Paraglomeraceae. The record is from the annotation of a GenBank genome assembly.